Messenger RNA from Drosophila subobscura, 5334 nucleotides. RefSeq lists its product as uncharacterized. The transcript is spliced from 17 exons. The coding region runs from base 30 to 5240 and encodes 1736 amino acids. NCBI's taxonomy places the organism in Eukaryota, Metazoa, Arthropoda, Insecta, Diptera, Drosophilidae. The record is from RefSeq and is a predicted model, not a curated record.
GAGGAGCCAGCAGGAGAACAGCUUCCACAAUGCACGCAAGAACUUCCUACACGAAUGGCAGGCGGCGGCGUUGCUGGCAGCGCCACUUGGCUUUGUUCGCGCUCUUCCUGUUUGCGGCUCACAUCAAUAUAACUUCCGGUCAAAUCGAUUGGGACGACGACGAUGAUCCAGUGUCCACCGUGGCCGUGGAGGCUGUGCUGGGACGCACCGCAUCGCUGCCGUGCGACAUCGAGCCGGAGGCGAAGGACGAUCGUGUGUACAUGGUCCUGUGGUUUCGCGAGAGUGCUGGCAAGCCACUCUACAGCUUUGAUGUGCGGGGGCGGCCGUUCGAGAAGGCGCUGUACUGGUCGGACACCAACUCAUUUGGGCCACGUGCGUAUUUCGUUACCGGACAGCAGCCGGCAAAGUUAUCUGUGGACAAUAUACAGCUGGAUGACGAGGGCGUUUACCGCUGCCGCGUCGACUUCCAGAAUUCGCCCACGCGCAAUCAUAGAAUUAACUUAACGGUUAUUGUUCCUCCGCAUCAAAUACUCGUGUACGAUGCCUCGGGUCGCGACGUUGCCGGCGCUGUGGGUCCAUUGCUCGAGGGCGAUAAUAUUGUGUUGACAUGUGAAGUGCGUGGCGGUCGUCCGGAGCCCACUGUCACCUGGCUGAACGGCACACGCACCUUGGAGGCGGGCAGCGGCGUCUCCAUGGGUCGCCACGUGACCGUCAAUCGUCUGGAGGUGCACCAAAUCUCACGCUCCGCCCUGAACAACACGUAUCGCUGUCAGGCGUCCAACACCAAGCUGGUGGCGCCCGUGGAGCGGAGCAUACGCAUCGAAAUGUUACUCAAACCCACAUCAGUCAAUUUAACCAAUAAGUUGAAGGUCUUCUCCUCGAGCACGCAGUACAAUCUCACCUGCAUUGUGGCGGGCUCCGUGCCGGACACGGAAAUCAGAUGGACACAGAAUAAUCGGCCCUUCAAACGUGGCAUGCUGUCAACGAGCCAGGGCAAUGGACGAGUUAUAUCCACAUUGACGUUUCAUCCACAGCCAGAGGACGAUGGCACAAUGCUCAAGUGCGAGGGCUCCAAUCCACGUCUGCAGAACUCCGCCAUCGAGGACUCGCUCAUGAUGAAUGUCAUCUAUCCGCCGCAGGUCACCUUGUCGCUGGGCUCCACGCUGCGUCCGGAUGACAUCAAGGAGGGCGACGAUGUCUACUUCGAGUGCCACAUCAAGUCCAAUCCCAAGGAGCAUCGCAUUAUGUGGUCACACGAUGGCCAACCUGUCACCCAGAAUGUCUCCUGGGGCAUCAUCAUAUCCACUCGCUCGCUGGUGCUGCAGCGCGUGGGCCGCGUUCACUCGGGCUUCUAUGCCUGCUCGGCGGCCAACGAUCGCGGCGAGACGCAGUCGGCGCCUGUCAGCCUGAGGAUACGCUAUGCGCCCGUUUGCAGCAGCAGCAGCAUCAGCGUGAUUGGUGCCUCGUUGGAGGAGGCUGUGCCCAUACCCUGCCGCGUCAACUCGGAUCCGCCCGAAAUCGAUUUCGAGUGGACAUUCUCGAGCAGCGGUGAGCACUUUGAGGUGCCGUCGGGACAUUAUGCAACCAUACAGGACCCCACCAUGACCACCACCAGCGAUGUGAGGCGCACCAUUGUCGAGGCCAACGAGACGCACUUCGAGAGCUACGUGGAGACGGUCAGCGAGCUGAUCUACACGCCCAAGGGAGAGCGGGACUAUGGAACGUUGGCCUGUUAUGGCCGCAAUGCCAUUGGCAAGCAAUCGGAUCCCUGCCUGUUUCAAGUGGUGCCAGCAGCCAAGCCGGGGGCAUUACGGAAUUGUACGCUGCGUCCGUAUGUGGUCACCUCCGCGUCGCUGAAUUCAUCGAAUCAGACGACAAUGCAUGCCAAUCAAAUGCUGCAAACACAAUACGGCAGACACGAGUCGAAUUACCCGCAUAUGGAGUACGUACGUGAGCGCCAUAACAACAACAAGAGUCAUGCCACGGGGCAACGGAACAAUGCCGCCAAUAAAAAUAUGAAGGGCAAAACAAAUGCUGGCCACAUGAAAUCUAAUAAUAAGCAGGCACAUCCACGGUCGCAGCCACAGUCACAGCCAGCUGGAUAUGUCCUCAGUCAGCAGCAAUUGCAGCGCCUCAAAAAGCGAACGUCAUUUACACCAUCCCAGACAUUGGCAGCCAUCGAGAGGCAGCGCCAGAGGAAACAGCAGCAGCAACAGCAGCAUCAGCCAGAAGGAAGCACUGGAAAGUUGUCCAAGGCAGUGGCCAGCGAUAAACAGGCUGAUGGAUUGCCGGCCAAGUCACCAAAGCAGCGAACGCGGCGAGCCAGCAGCCAGAGCCAACAGAGACAACAGAAGCAGCCACUGGAUUCAGGCAGCAAGAAACGUCUUGGGGCAUCAAUAACAGAAGCCGAGAAGAGCCCGCCGAGUGAGGCAGCAAAAUCAAAUUUAUCAAUGUCACAUGAAGAGCGGACAGCAGGGAAGGGCGCUGGCGACGGCAACAAUGGCAAACUGCCAGCAAAGUAUUUUAAUAAGCGACAGAAAAACAUGCACGAACAGAAGAAGCCAGAGCUGGAGCUGGAGCUGGAGCUGAAGCUGCAACAAAGACGGCAAAGGCGGGGGGUAAACGUAAACGAGCACAACAGCAAUAUAAUCCAUCAUUAUGCAACUGCAAAGCGAAGAAAACGGCAGGCAGCAAAUGACAUCUUAGCAACGGUGGCAGCAGCAACAUCAUCAGCAGCAGCAGCAGGAGCAGCAGCAGGAGUAGCAGCAGCAGGAGGAGCAUCAUCAUCCUCAGCUACAACAAAUUCAGCUGCGACAAGGGCCACAGCAGCAGCCGUGGAAGCUGAGAAGGAGCUGACUGGCAGCAGCAGCAGCAGUGGCGGUGUCGAGGACAUGCCUGCAAUGAGACGGGCACGCAAAUCUUUGGCCAUCAUUGGCAGUAGCAAUGUCAGCAGCAGGGUGAACAAGGAGCAGCAGCAGCAGCAACAGCAACAGUCGAUGCCGCCAAAUGCACCGCAAAUAAGCAACAAGCCGCCAGCAGCAAUUAGUGGAAACAAUGUAAAGGAAACAGCGGCAUCAGCGGCAACAGCGACAGGAGCAGGAGCAGCUUCAUCAGCAGCAGCAGCAGCAACAGGAGUCCAAGUCAAAGACAAGACAACAUCUAAUGAUCUUGCCAAGACAGAGGACAACGCCGCGGAGGAGGAUGACACUAAUGAUGAUGAUGAUGAUGAUGACGACGACGACGAUGGGGCAGACACGGACGCUGCUGAGGCUGGAGCUGAAGCUGAAUCUGAGGCUGAGGCAGAGCCCCUGCCAGAGGAUGAUGACGAUGCAGACCUGGAUGAAGAUGUUGCUGAGUUGCAAACAGAUGCCGAGUACAUGGCCGAUGAGCCCAGCGAUUUGCCAGAGUACGAGACGGUCGAAGAGGGUGCGGGGGGUGGCUCCGUGCAGCAUCAGCAUGUGGAUAUGUUGUCACUGGAGCAGCAACUGGACCUGGAAUCACUCGAAGAUAAUGUCGAUGCCGAGGAUGGGGACGAUGAUGCUGAGGCUGAUGUCGAUGUCGAUGAUAUGUACAAUGUUAGCGACGAUGACUUUGUGGCCAGCGUGGCCCUCUCCACCGACGACACAACAACCACAACAACGGCACAGCCUGUUCAGAGCUCAACUCCACCCACCUCUGCGGAGUGGCAGCAGCCGCAUUUCGACUACUCACGCAUGGAGUACAGCUUCAGCAAUGGCGUAGUCACCCAGAGCCUGCUGGGCGGAGCAGGCAAUGGAGUAGGAGCUGGAGCUGCCGCAACUCACGAUGGCCCAGCCGGUGGGGGCACCAUCAAUUUUGAUAAUUACGACAACAUCAUCUACUCCACCAUGGAGCUGGAGUGCAUGCCCGGCUACGAUGGCGGACUGCAGCAGCAAUUCUUUCUGGAGGCCUACGACUCGAAGACCAAGAAGCUGCGCCUGAACAUGAGCAGCACCUAUGUGGAUAUGCCCGUGUUUCGGAUCGAUCUGACAGAUCUGCUGCCCAUGGACUACUUUCCCGAUGCCCAUCCGGCCCUGCAUUUGGUUGUCUACAGCGUCAAUCAGAAGGGUCGCUCCGAGCCGAUUGUCCUCGAGAAUGUGCCCAUCAAUGAGGCGGACAAGCGUUCAGACGGACGCAUGGGCCUGUCAAUCUUGCCGCUGGCCGCCCUGCUCGCUGGCACACUCUUUACGGUGGGCAUUGCCGUGCUCUCCGUGGUGGUCAUUGCCGUGCGUAGGCGUCGCGGCCCCGGAGCACGGAACAUGUGCGACGACAAGGACAAGCAUUUGGGCAUGGAUGUGACAGUGACGGCGCCUCUGGAAACAGGUGCUGGCCAUCAGCGGCUCGUUGUGGCUUACACUUUGAAGCAGGGCAUUGAAAAGCAGCCGGACAUACUGAGUGCACAAAAAAGCGCAACUGGCAGUGACACAUCGUCGCCGCUGGGAAAUCGGCCGAGUGGUUUAUUUAUGGGCGGAGGAGGCGGCAGUGGCGGAGGUGGAGGUGGUGCCGGCGGCCCAUCAGCCGCUCCCAGCUCUGGCAAUGCUGCGAACCAUAAAACGAUGGAUUAUGAUGCGAGUGCGCCGCACCUGAGCAGCCCGCCCUCCCAGUCGAGCACCCUGCGGCUGGAGAGCGACACUGCGGCGAGCGUUGCCAAGGGCUAUCAGACAUCAUCGUCGACGGCCGCACCGCUCCUCUACGAUGCCAUGCCCACGCUCAGUCGCUACGAGCAGCUGGGCCUCAACAUGGGAAACUAUGCGGUAGUCGGAGGUGGCGGCGGGGGCAGCAACAGCACGCUCAGCUCUGCCAGCAGCACCGUUAACUCGGGCAGCAAUGCGCUGGCAAACGGUGCAGCCGGGGGAGCAGGGGCUGGCAGCCACUACGCCCAUCACAUGCAUCACACGCUGCCCCACAACAUGGGCCAGCCCACGUCGGGCAGCCUGCAGCGGGGUGCGGUGGGUGGCCAUGAUCCGACACUCACCCUGGCCGACUAUCUGACCACCAGCAGUCUGAUAGACUACAAUUUGAGCAAGGCAGCAGCCGCUGGAUCGCCCAUGUCCGCCACCCUGCCCACCCACAUGACGCUGCCCAAGGGCCUGGGCCUGGGCUCGGUGAUGGCUGGGACGAGCCUGUCGCCGUCGCAGCUGAACACCAUCACGCACAAGUCCAGUGCCGGACGCAAUCACAUCAUAACGGACACCUUGCCCGGACCCGAAAGCUGCGUCUAAGCGUGGCCAAGGGAGGGGCACGGGCAAGGGCAAGGGCAUGGGCAUGGGAAGUGGGAAUUCCUUGGCAUCAAACAAAAGACUGGCGCACAAAAAA